Cladocopium goreaui is the source of this 2010-nucleotide messenger RNA. The record is from the annotation of a GenBank genome assembly. NCBI's taxonomy places the organism in Eukaryota, Dinophyceae, Suessiales, Symbiodiniaceae.
AUGACCUUCCAAUUCGUGCAGGCUGCAGGCAUGCGUGGAUUGAAGCUCACCUGGGCGACGGUCAACGGCCACCAAGACAGUUCACUCAUGUCCACGGCGGAUCUGAAAAAGUUGCCUCGAAGGAAGUGGAUGAAAGGCUCCCAUAAACCGCCCUUAGAACGGAUGCCGCUUGGGCCCAUUGAUACGCUUAGCGACAAUGAGACCAAUGAUGUGGCCGCUCCUCCGGGGCCCCAGAAGAAGAAAUCGGUCUUCAAGAUCCUUCAAGAUCAAGAUCGAGAGUCUUGCAGAGGCUCAAGGCACCUCCGAUUCCUGGGACACCCGGUGUGCAAUCGGGCCUUCAUGAAGAUCUUUGGGUUGGGAAAGCAUCGCUUCAAAACCUUGAGCACGGCAGCCCGAAAGGGAGAAGAAUUCUGCCCAUAUGAUGGUAGAUGCAUUAUUCGGGGAAAACGGACCCCAUCUUUGAAGUGGGAAAAGGUUCAUGGAUUCCUGAUGCAACUCUACUUAGAAGCAGCCGAGCCGAUACCCGAUGGGUUGAACUCUAAUAAGAGACCCCGUCAUGGUGACAAGAAAACUGAUGCCCCGGAUCUUGAUCGUUCUCAAUUGAAACACCUUCCACAUGGCACCAUCAAUGACUAUUGGCGGCAGUGUGCAGCUGCCUUACCAGAUCUUGGGGUAAGUUUGGCAAAGCGAUUUCGAGCAUUUGCUCCGGAUUCGGUUCUACUCCCACCACUCUCGGAGAGCACAGCAUGCAAUGCUCCACCGCCACCUCCAGCGUCAGCUGAAGGAAUUCCAAGAGAGACAGUGGAUUGCAAAUUUUGGGACAAGUAUGGCUACACACCAAGCCCUUCGGAUGUCAUCUUGAGGACGAAGCAGUGGAUGAGCGAUGGAUCUUGGCAGCCCCACAUGUUUCUUUUCCUUCCGGCCUCGGUUGCACGUGCAGUGCAGGGCUUCAUCGAGCCGCCCGUGAACGCCCAGUCUGAUGACAACAAGGCAUUGCGCAAAUAUGCUGGAUUGAUGCGCGGGUACCCGUUUGAGAUGCACGAUGCAGCCUUCCAACUGGAGAACAUGUCUUAUGGAAUGCUGGACCAUUCCAUGCUGGAUGUCAGCUGGAAUGCCUCCGAAGAAGAAGUCAUCUGGCGGCACGACAACGUGACACAGCAGAACAUGACCAUGGACAAAUUCCUUGAGGAUGCACUGGUCUUGGAGGUUCGGGAUGCCAUCAUGGACACCCAGAAGCAGUUCUUCGAGUUCAUUGAAACUGAGACUUACUCCAGCGAGGCGGAUUUGGUGAAGGAUGGAGCCAGUCUUUUCUUGAGGCCAUGGCAGUGUCCUUUCAGAGGGGACUACGGGCUGAGGGGCACCGCUGAUGGAAGGGCCUUCAUGGUGAAGGGGUGGAACCGCAGCGUCUGCAUGCUGACGGUUUUGUACGCGUGUUUCCAAGAGAAGGGGCUGCUACAGGAACUGCCAGCGGAAGUUCGACAGUCCUUCGCAGUUGUCUAUGCUACCGCGGUGCAAUCUGAUGGCAAUCUUGUUGUCAACACAAACCGCGGUGUGACCCUUCAGGGACAGCUACGCCGGAAGCCAAACGCCUUCAACCUCUUACAUCAGCUGGAGUUCUUGGAGCGCACUGGCCUCAACCAGGACAUGUCCAUCAAGACUCUGGAGGCACACGAAUCGGUGUCGAAGUUCGCAACAGCAUACUCACUGGGUGACAAGGAAUCCCGGGCAGCCAUCAAUUUGCUUCGGAACAUCCCCGGUUUGGUGAAGGAGGGAUUGAUCGAGCUGGUUCGGAGAUAUUCACAACCCAAGUUCCUGACCCAUGAAGCUUUAGCUGACAACCUCAUGAAUUUGGGGCACAGUACCGCAACUGGAUUCUUACUUCCAUGGAGAACCGCUUUGACCAACACGAAUGGUUUGCUCGAGCUGAUGCUGCUCCGCAUGGAGCGUGAUUUCACUUCAACAUCCCCAAAGUUUCGCAAGGCAUGGAAUUCCAAAGAGCUGGACACUUGA